Messenger RNA from Vespa mandarinia (Asian giant hornet), 2678 nucleotides. RefSeq names its product piggyBac transposable element-derived protein 4-like. The record is from RefSeq and is a predicted model, not a curated record. NCBI's taxonomy places the organism in Eukaryota, Metazoa, Arthropoda, Insecta, Hymenoptera, Vespidae.
UGUCUACACCUACAUCUCCUUCCAUCCUAGAAUCACAAAGCACAAGGGCUCGAUUUUUUAGAAGGGUUUUGCCAUGGAUAAGAUAUAACAUAGAUUUAAUGCUGGUUAAUAUUUAUCCCUUAGAUAUCACAACCUAUGUUACCGACAAUUCACUAAAAACAGUUGGAAACGUUGAUAUUAACAGAUUGACCGCCAUGCCUAUUUUGACAGCCCAUGUCACAUGGAUUAUAUUAUUUACUUGUAUUAAAAAAGAAUAAUAGAAAAUUGAAUUGAAUUAUAGUAUUAAAUUGCAUGAAAAUAUGAUAUGUAAUAUAUUUAUUUGUCUGUUCCCCAUCGAUGCCCGUUGCACCAUAAACAGAAGAGAAAUUGUGUAACAAACAUUUAUAUCGUAUCAUUUUGUUUUUUAUCGUAAUUAUUAAACUUUACUUGUUGAGCAAUAUAACAGUCAGAUUUUUUUACGCACAUGUAUUAUACCAUUGUACUGUAAAAUCAUUUUCAUUGUCAAAAAUACAUAUGUCAUCUGAAGAAGUUUUGAGUGAUUCAUCAAGUGAAAUAUACAGAUCAUCUACAAUUAAACGUUGUAAAGUCAUAUCUGAUGAUGAAACUGAGAGCGAACAUGAAAGUGACUGGUAUACAGAUAGCAAUAAUAGUAAUCAAAUAUGGUUUAAUCCAAUUGGCAAUCAACCCAAUUUGAAAUCUUUUUCCGGCAUACCUGGUAUCAAUGUAUCAAAUAAUAAAGUUUUAGAAUGUAAUUCACCAAUAGAUUUUUACUCAUUAUUUUUAAAUGAAGAAAUAAUCCAGAUGAUUGUAAAUCAAACUAAUCUUUAUGCAAACCAAGUGAUGGAAAGAAAUCAAUCCGAGCGAUUGGAUAAAUGGAUUCCCACUAAUAUACAUGAAAUUAAACAGCUCUUUGGUUUAAUUAUGUGGAUGGGAUUGGUAAAACUUCCAACUAUACAACUUUACUGGACGAAAGAUGUUUUAUUUGCUCAAAAUUUUCCACGUACUGUUAUGUCUCGCAAUCGAUUUGAAAUAUUAUUGAGAAUGCUUCACUUUGCAGACAAUGAGCAAAUUAAUAAUCCAAAUAACUUAUUGUACAAGUUACAAACGUUGAUUGAUACAUUAAAUAAAAAUUUUAAAGAAUAUUAUAAUCCUAGUGAAACCGUUUGUAUUGAUGAAUCUAUUAUCCCAUUCCGUGGACGAAUAAUAUUUAAACAAUAUAUAAAAAUAUUUAAAUUAUGCAGCACAUCUGGAUAUACAAAUUCUUUUCAAGUAUAUGCAGAGAAAACUACAAGUACAGAAGAAACGACACCCAUAAGUGUUGUAAUGUCUCUAUGUCAAAAUAUAAUAAAUCUUGGACAUACAUUAUGUACAGAUAAAAGAUAUACAAGUAUUGCUUUAGCUGAAAAAUUACUUUCUGUUGAUACACAUUCGAUUGGAAUUCUUCAAGUUAAUCGUCGCGACAUUCCAAAAGACAUAUUAUCAAAAAAGCUACAAAGAGGUGAAAUAAUUGCAAGAGAACAUAAAAAUGGUAUAACUAUUUUGAAAUGGAAGGAUAAACGGAAUGUACUCAUGCUUUCAACUAAACAUUCUACAGAAAUGGUUACAGUUACUGACCGAGGGAAUAAUUGUAUUAAACCAAAAAUUAUUGCAGAUUAUAAUAUCAGUAAAUCAUAUGUUGAUUUAUCCGAUCACAUGACAUCAUAUCUUAGUCCAUUGAGAAAAGGCCAGAAAUGGUAUAAAAGACUGGCCUUUGAACUUUUAUUUAAUACCUCUGUAAUAAAUGCUUGGAUAGUGCAUAAUAAUAUAAUAAACAAUCGUAUAUCUAUUUUGGAAUUCCGACAAAAAUUAGUUAAACAAUUGACGGAACAUCUAAAUAAUACUGACACAUCUUUGCCUAGAAUGCAACUUACCAUUAGAAGGCAUCACGAAAUACAAAGUAAAAAUGGAAGUGCACGGCAAACUAGACGACGAUGUAAAAGAUGCUAUGAAGAAAAUGUAAAGAAAUUUGGUCGAGAAUUUGCAAAAAAUCGUACAAAAAAAGUAACAACAUUUUGUGGAAAUUGUACUAGCAAUCCUUAUUAUUGUUUGCCAUGUUUUAAUACAGUUCAUCGCGAUUUACCCAUUUAAGAUCAUUUUUAAGAUUUUCAUAAAUAAAAUUAUUACGUCAUCUACCAAUGUAUUUUAUCAUUGCAUUAUCUUAAUGCUAUUAAAAAUUGACAAGACUUGCAUUAAUUAAAUAAUUAAAAUAAUAAUGGUAAAUAAUAUUUUAAGACAUUUAUCAUAUGUCGAUCAUUAAAGGUAAACGAAAAAUAAACGGAAAGCUCAAUGACUCGUGAAAUAAUGUCAUUCGUAAGCGAAACGCAUUGCUGAUAAAUCAACGAUGACGUACAAACCUUACUUACGAUGUUUCACACUCUUAUUCAUAUUGCCAAUUUUUAGACUAUGUAUAUUAUAUAUACACUCUUCGUUCUGUUCCAACUCUUCAAGAAUAUAAUAUAUAUAAUACGUAUAUAUAUAUACACUCCGUUUGGAACGUGAAUAAGUUAAUAAUAUGAUGGAAUGAUUCCAAAUAUAUUUAUAAAACAUUAAAAAUUCCUUUCAUCUUUUCAUAAAUCAGCGGUUCCUUAAACUUUAUGAGUUCGAGGACCUCUUUCCAUAUUUGACUAAACCACUAUCUA